AUGGCGAUGAUUGCUGACGUUGGCGUGUUUGCUGGCGCAGCCUACAACUUGGAUGCGCCGUGUGGUGCUGUCUCCUCCGACUCUACUGUUGGCUCAUCAUACUCCCUCUUGCUGCGCAAGUGGCUUUGGGACUGCGACCAAAAUCACACCAAAUGCAAGCGGCCGCAAAGAAGGGGGGACUUUUGGCCGAAGAGGAUUAUUUUUGUUGGUGAUCCCAAUAAAUUGACCCUCAUCGAGAACCGGCUCCCAGGAGAAGACUACCUUGUGCUCUCGCACUGCUGGGGCCGUCCAACGGAGGAAGAAAAGAAGCGCUUUUGCACGACCCGGCAAAACUACCAAGAUCGUUUGCAAGGUUUCAGCUACGACAAGCUGCCUAGGACAUUUCAGGAUGCGGUUCGGGUGACUCGACAACUUGGGAAGAAAUAUCUCUGGAUUGAUGCGCUCUGCAUCAUUCAAGGGCCCGACGGCGAUUGGAAAACCGAAGCAAGGACAAUGGAAGAUAUCUUUGCUUGCGCCUACUGCACCAUUGCCGCGAGUUCAGCAGGUGGCUGGGGAGACGGAUUCCUUAGACCGGACCUGGAUUCCCAAUAUAUUAGGAUGCAAGGCAUUGCAAGCACACCGACUUGCGCCUGCGACUUUGGUAAAGAUGUGGAUGAGGGGACCCUUAUGAAGAGAGCUUGGGUACUUCAAGAACGGGUGCUGUCCCGGCGAAUUAUUCAUUUUGCUGCGACACACACGUAUUGGGAGUGCGGGGAUGGAGUGCGAUGCGAGCAGUUCAUUAAACUGGAACCGCCACUCGGGAAGCAGUACUUCAUUCUCGAUCCUAACUUUCCCUAUCGACUCAGCCAAUCUGGGUAUCAGCGCACCGUUCAUUUUGUCCGAUUCCUAUUUAGGAAGUAUUCAACAUCCGGCCUUACUUUUGAAUCUGACAGGGAUGUUGCGAUUUACAGCCUGGUCGAGCGCAUGCGACAUUCAUUACGGAGUGAAGUGAGAUACGGGAUCGUUCGUUGCUUUCUUAGUCCCCUUCUCCUAUGGAAGCGGACCAAUGAGGACAAGACGGCUAUGAUUAACUAUGGUGAUCGAACGGUGCCAUCGUGGUCUUGGAUGGCGUAUCCCGGAGGCAUUGAUUUUAUCUCGGAUACGCAGAAAAGACUCAUGGUUCCGCCCUCUGCAUAUCUUGACUUUACCGACGAUGAGGAUACGUUGACUGUCCAAGUGAGGCGAUUCAAAGAUUGCCGGAUAGCUAGCAGAAACGCUAGGACCGCUUUCGCUUGGACAAGGAAAGUGGGUUUUUCGUGGUUCGAUCUGGCGGACCGGAUCGGUCAAGAUGGGAAACAGUAUGCCAUUUUCGCUAGCAACGUUUUCGCUUGGACAAGGAAAGUGGGCUCUUUGUGGUUCGAUGUGGCGGACAGGAUUGAGUUUAAACAGUGUGUUGUUGUUGGCAUGGGCGACGACGACGGGAGGAAAGACCCUCAGAAGACUUACUACUUCAUCCUUGUUCGAGAGAAACAAGAUGGAGAAGGAUAUGAAAGGCUUGGUGUUGGAAAGGUGGAAGGGCGGUACGUCUCCAGGGAGUGCGAUGCGGCAAAGCUUUGGUGA
Messenger RNA from Fusarium falciforme, 1599 nucleotides. RefSeq names its product HET domain-containing protein. The transcript has 4 exons. Bases 1 to 1599 code for a protein of 532 amino acids. The record is from RefSeq and is a predicted model, not a curated record. Lineage: Eukaryota; Fungi; Ascomycota; Sordariomycetes; Hypocreales; Nectriaceae.